GAUAAUAUACCCCAGACCUAAUAAGCAGCUCUUGCUGCGGAUGCCCCACCCCGAAAUAACUCUUCCUCCUGUCCUGGCAUGCUCCAACUGGAAUUGGAUCCUACUGCCUCAAUCCAAUUGCAAUUUCAUGGCUGUCCAUCAGGACGAUUGCGAUAUCGCAGACUUUGUUUACCGGAUCAGCACUGCUCAGGAAUGGGAUGAGCUGCAGAGCACCGGCGCCACUUUCGGUGGACACCUUGAUAAAUCCACUGCUUGUAUUCACCUCAGCAGCCUCCAUCAGGUCCCAUCAACUUUGCAAAACUUCUUCUUGAAUGUGAAGGCAGAUCUGUACCUACUCCAGAUUGAUGCUAAGAAGCUACGAGAUGGGCUGAUAUAUGAAGGUGUGGACGACUUGAAUGCAUUUCCUCAUUUCUAUGGUCCAUCUCGGAGUUUCAGUCCUCUUCCACGGGACGCUGUCAGGAAAGCAGAGAAACUGAGGUUUUCUGAUGGGAAAUUCACGUGUGACAUGUUAUUGAAGUAGAAGAAGAAGAAGGAGGAGGAGGAGGAGGUUUUUCAAAAUUCGCUUUGCUUUGCUUUGCUUUUCGGGUCAGGUGAGUCUGUAAUGUUAUGUGCGGACUUGCUGAUUUAGUAAUUAAUGAAUUAAAAUUUGUAGGGAUGGGAGAAGUAGAGUGUUAUAGGAGGGAUUGAAUUUGAAUGCGUGCAUCAUCAAUUCAUGGUUUGGUUCCUCCCUCCUGCAGCUCAGGCUCAGGUGGACAUUCAAUUCAUGGCACGCACAACAGGGUGAGGGUGCAUAUAUGUAUAUGCAUAUGUAGAGUAGUAUAUCUCAGCUACUCAAGCGUGCGUGCCAUUGCCAUAACACCACACCAACACCAAGACAACAUUUUGAGGUCAUAGAGAUGCAUGCAUGGUUCUUGGAGACCAUCCUAACUGACAAGCAGUGACUAGUGAGCAGUGUGUGUGCCACCGCAUUGGUAUUGGUAUUAUAAUAAUGAAGGUGCGUUGACUUUUGAAUUAUGAUUGUUAUUAUUGUGAGGAUAUAUAUGAUUCCUUUUCUUCGUAUAAAAUGAUGAUUAGUUAUAUAUUAUU
Messenger RNA from Andrographis paniculata, 1086 nucleotides. RefSeq lists its product as uncharacterized. The record is from RefSeq and is a predicted model, not a curated record. Lineage: Eukaryota; Viridiplantae; Streptophyta; Magnoliopsida; Lamiales; Acanthaceae. The coding region runs from base 41 to 520 and encodes 159 amino acids. The transcript is spliced from 3 exons.